Morus notabilis is the source of this 1460-nucleotide messenger RNA. Its product is annotated as equilibrative nucleotide transporter 3. The transcript has 10 exons. Gene Ontology annotation, molecular function: nucleoside transmembrane transporter activity. Gene Ontology annotation, biological process: nucleoside transmembrane transport. NCBI's taxonomy places the organism in Eukaryota, Viridiplantae, Streptophyta, Magnoliopsida, Rosales, Moraceae. The record is from RefSeq and is a predicted model, not a curated record. The coding region runs from base 173 to 1411 and encodes 412 amino acids. Gene Ontology annotation, cellular component: plasma membrane.
UCUAUUUUGCAUGACUUUCCAGAAAAUAAGAUAAAGUUGUUUGUCCUGGAUAUACUAAGCCGAAAAGAUUCUUUGGCAGCUAUUGGUUUUUCGAUGCUUUUUAAGUAUUGUAUCCACGACUUAAAUUGCUAGUAAAUGGUAUCCACGUUAUCUUAAAAGAAAGGAAGAAGUCAUGAAGGUUGCCAAUGAGAGCGGGGUUGAUGUGAAUCAUGAGGGGAGAUAUAAGGCAAUUUUUGUUUGUUGGGUUCUUGGGCUGGGUUCUCUUGUCGCUUGGAACAGCAUGCUGACCAUUGGAGAUUACUAUUAUGAACUUUUCCCGAAAUACCAUCCUUCUCGGGUGCUUACCCUCGUUUAUCAGCCGUUCGCCGUCGGGACAAUGGCGAUACUUGCCUGCAAUGAGGCGAAGAUCAAUACUCGAAGGAGGAAUAUUUGUGGAUAUGCUCUCUUCUUCAUUAGCACCUUCCUCCUCAUAGUUGUUGACCUGGCAACGCAUGGAAAUGGAGGAGUUGUGCCUUACAUAGGAAUAUGUGUUCUUGUUGCUUCCUUUGGGGUUGCAGAUGCACUUGUUCAAGGUGGAAUGGUUGGAGACCUUGCUUUUAUGCUUCCUGAGUUCAUUCAGUCCUUCAUGGCUGGCUUGGCUGGAUCAGGUGUCCUGACCUCUGGUCUGAGGCUAGUCACAAGAGCGGCCUUUGACAAAACUGAUCAUGGUCUUCGCAAGGGCACUUUAUUGUUUCUAGCCAUCUCUGCCUUCUCCGAGUUCAUUUGCAUCUUCCUCUACGCCUUUGUCUUCCCUAAAUUGCCAAUAGUGAAACACUUCCGCAAGAAGGCAGCCUUAGAAGGAUCCAAAACCGUGGCAUCUGACCUCGCCGCUGUUGGCAUUGAGACACAAUCAGACCAACUGGUUGUAAGGAUGAGCAAGAAGAAACUAAUCCUCGAGAACAUCGAUUACGCGCUUGGCUUGUAUUUGAUUUAUGUGAUAACAUUGUCCAUCUUCCCUGGUUUCUUGUAUGAAAACACUGGAAAUCACCAAUUGGGCACAUGGUAUCCACUCGUUUUGAUGGCCAUGUACAAUGUGUUGGAUCUUGUUGGGAGAUGCAUUCCUCUUGUGAAGUGUCUGAAUCUCGAAUCGAGGAAGGGAAUUUUCACUUCGAUCAUCGCUCGUUUCUUGUUCAUCCCGGCUUUCUACUUCACAGCAAAAUAUGCUGACCAAGGAUGGAUGAUUAUGCUCACUUCCCUCUUGGGGUUAACCAACGGUUAUCUCACUGUCUGUGUGCUCACUGCAGCUCCUAAAGGUUACAAGGGACCUGAACAAAAUGCUUUGGGUAAUAUCCUUGUGGUGUUCCUUUUGGGAGGUAUCUUUUCUGGUGUUGCUCUUGAUUGGUUGUGGCUCAUAGGCAAUCGCUCGUUUUAAGGAGAAGUCUUAUAUCUUUUCUUUUUCUUUUUUUUCUUUUUUUUUUUUU